This is a messenger RNA of Lipotes vexillifer (Yangtze River dolphin), 1281 nucleotides long. It is a transcript of the gene MPPE1, whose product is annotated as metallophosphoesterase 1. Gene Ontology annotation, cellular component: endoplasmic reticulum-Golgi intermediate compartment. The record is from RefSeq and is a predicted model, not a curated record. Bases 1 to 1281 code for a protein of 426 amino acids. The transcript is spliced from 9 exons. NCBI's taxonomy places the organism in Eukaryota, Metazoa, Chordata, Mammalia, Artiodactyla, Lipotidae. Gene Ontology annotation, biological process: GPI anchor biosynthetic process; endoplasmic reticulum to Golgi vesicle-mediated transport. Gene Ontology annotation, molecular function: phosphoric diester hydrolase activity.
AUGGCUGCAGAGGACAUAACCUCGACCGGGCUGGGGUCCGGGAGGCAGCACCUCCAUCCACUGAAGAGGAGGGGCUUGGUGCUGCUGAGACUCACGGCCAUCGUCUUUGCUGUGCUUCUCUUUUGUGAAUUUCUAAUCUAUUACCUAGUGAUCUUCCGGUGCAGUUGGCCUGCAGUGAAAACUCCCGCGGAUGCCGGUGCACUCGGGACCCCUGAGCCUGUGCUCAGGGCCAUGUUCUUGGCUGACACCCACCUGCUCGGGGCUGUGAGAGGCCACUGGCUGGACAAAUUACGGAGGGAGUGGCAGAUGGAGCGAGCCUUCCAGACCACACUGUGGCUGCUGCAGCCUGAAGUCGUCUUCAUCCUGGGAGACGUCUUUGACGAAGGGAAGUGGAGCUCCUCCCAGGCUUGGGUGGACGACGUGGGGCGCUUCUGGAAGAUCUUCCGACACCCGCCCCAUGUGCAGUUGAGGGCCGUGGCCGGCAACCAUGACAUCGGCUUCCACUACCAGAUGAACACAUACAAAAUAAAACGAUUUGAGAAAGUUUUCAACCCUGAAAGGCUGUUUUCUUGGAAAGGAAUUAACUUCUGUGUCCCAGGGACACAGUUGCCAGCGGACAGCACAGGUGGCCCAUGGCUGAUCUCCUGCCCUUGCCUCAGUUUCGUGAUGGUUAACAGUGUCGCACUGGAAGGGGACGGCUGUGAUAUCUGCUCUGGAGCAGAGGCUGAGCUCCUGGAAAUCUCUCACUGGCUGAACUGCUCCCGGGAGGAGCAUCGCCCCCAAGAGUGUGGAGACGGGCAGCGGCUGCCGGCCUCGGCCCCCAUCCUCCUGCAGCACUUCCCGCUUUACCGGAGAAAUGAUGCCAACUGCUCCGGGGAGGACGCGGCACCCCCCGACGAGAAGUACACCCCCUUCAAGGAGCGCUAUGACGCGCUCUCCCAGGAGGCCUCGAGGAAGCUGCUGUGGUGGCUCCGGCCGCGCCUGGUCCUCAGUGGCCACACACACAGUGCCUGUGAGGUCCUGCACGGGGCUGGCGUCCUGGAGGUCAGUGUGCCAUCUUUCAGUUGGAGGAACAGAAACAACCCCAGUUUCAUCAUGGGCAGCGUCACGCCCACAGAGUACGCCCUUGCCAAGUGCUACCUGCCCUGCGAGGACACGGUUCUGACCACGUACUGCACAGCGGCCGGGGGCCUCGUGCUCCUCACAUUAGUCCACGCUGGGCUUGUAGCCUCACCUUUUCAUUUCGGUUGGAACAUGCUCAGAAAAUUUAAAACCAAGUGA